Messenger RNA from Nylanderia fulva, 1627 nucleotides. RefSeq names its product SDR family oxidoreductase shroud (gene sro). NCBI's taxonomy places the organism in Eukaryota, Metazoa, Arthropoda, Insecta, Hymenoptera, Formicidae. Gene Ontology annotation, biological process: steroid metabolic process. The record is from RefSeq and is a predicted model, not a curated record. Gene Ontology annotation, molecular function: oxidoreductase activity. Gene Ontology annotation, cellular component: intracellular membrane-bounded organelle.
AACUUCAGACUUCAGGCAAGAGCAGAAAUAUGUAUACGAUACAUAUUGCGAGUAUAAUACACCGGCAUAUUUCCUUAUGUUAUGUGCCGUCAUGCGAAACAAAGAUUUAGACCUUCGAUCACUCGUCAAUAAGUCAAAGCCGAAUAUCCUUAUAGACUCCCAAGCAUCCACAUAGCGAUAUUCGACAUGGACAAGUGAAAAAUUUCUAAUUAUUACAAGGUCUCCACGUCGCGUAUUCUAUUUUGAAAAGCAGCGGGCCGGACGGCGCCGCCACGGAAUGAGUUUUCAUCAGGGGUCACAUUUCUUCUCCGCGGUCUACAGGAGCCGGUCGAGCCGGUGAUCGCACAGGAUUACAGACUUUCCUCGUCCAGCGAACGUGGCGAUACCAAAUCCGAUCGUCUCCCGCGCUUCCAUACAAAUUCUUGUGCAUAAUAGAGUAUCCAGCUGCGUAAACUGAAGAUGAACUCUGUGAAGGAAGUGUAUCAUAACAGAUGGACUGCAUGGUGGAGAAGAAAUUCAACGUCCUUACAAGUCGCUGCAACGAUUUCGUGCAAUCUUGCAUACCUCGUGAAGACUGAUUACAUGCGUACGGCCGCGGUGCUUUCGAUGGUUUCACUGGGUGGUGCUACCUUAUACUACAUUUCUAAACGUCGAUGGAAAAUAAAGCCGCGAGAUCUCAUCGUUAUAACCGGUUGCAAUUCCGGUUUGGGCUACAGCCUAGCGAUGCACUGUCGUGCUCAGGGCGCAACAGUUUUAGCCGGGGUACGUGAAGCAGGUAUGGUGGUGAAACCCAACGCCGUCAUCGAAUCGUUGAAGAAAGAAGGUAUCAUCGUCCAUCAGCUCGACAUCACGAAUAAAGAAUCCGUUCAAGGAUUUGGCGAAAAAGUCAAGCAACUGUCGAAGGAACGGAAUUUGGCCCUGCGUGCUCUGGUGAAUAAUGCGGGGGUAAUGGUGUUUGGCGAAUUUGAAUGGCAGACGCAGGAACUCGCGGAGUAUCAGAUAAAUGUCAAUCUCCUCGGAACCAUGAGCAUCACAAAGGAGCUGAUGCCGAUCAUACGGCAAAACGGUGGUAGAAUUAUCGUGGUAUCCAGCCACUGUGCCGCCGAUUCUUUGCCUGGUGUAAGUGUCUACGCAGCGACGAAAGCUGCUCUUCAAGCAUGGGCCACCUCUCUUCGGGUAGAAGUCGGCAAAUACGGCGUCAGUGUAGUUUCCUUUAUACCCGGUGGUUUUGUAUCGGAAAGUAAUAUCAUGCGACGACAACGGUUGCACUUUGACGAAAUGGAACGACACAUGUCGGAUGAAGCGAAGCGAUUUUACAAUGACUAUUUCACUCGAUACACCGAGUAUUUUUCCGGGGUAACGCUGUCAUCCGGUAAUCAGGACAAUAUAAAAGUCCUGUCGAAUCCGGGAAUCUACGAAACCUUCGACAGCGCUCUUCUCAAUGUCCAUCCUUCCACUGAGUAUAGAUGUGAACCGUGGAGAUAUUUCUUUUAUCGCAUAUUGUUUAAAACAACACCAACGUGGAUACGUGAUCGAUUGGUACAAUCUUUCGUCAACGUGCCAUCGUGGCAGAUUAACAAAUAAUAAAUCAUUAUUGUUAUUAUCUUAUUAAAUAGUUUUUACUUUU